AUGGAACAGGCUAAUGUGAGUUCAACAGUUUCAUAUUCUAAUAUAAAUAUUACAGUGCUUAUAUUGAAUGCCGGAGGAAUAGCGCUUCUAUUUUUGUUGUCUUGCAAAUGCGGGAAGUCUAUUAUGGCGGGGCUUUUAACUCUGGCCCUUUAUAUCGCCAAUUUCCAAGAAAAGUUAAUUUGCCGUCUGUCGGCAUUACCCCUGAGGGAGAAUUUUGCCACACCUGCAUUAUGGUUAUCGAUUCUAUGUCUACGCGGGAUAUUGGGACGAAAGAGUGAUUAUACCCAUCGAUACCGCCAGUUGCUUUUUGCAUCAUUCACAUGGAUGAUUUUGACGUGGCAGCUAUCUCUGCACAUUAUUGCGACACAGUUGGGUUGUUUGUUUUUCGUAAAUCUCUUUGGGAUCAUAAGUGACGCUGAUAUGAGACGCAUAAGCUCUAUGGCUCUGGGAUCGCUGGUAUUAUCAUGGUUGAUUAUGCUAUGUCCUUCGUUUCCUCUGACGUCGCACCUGAUGACCGGUGGAAUUGCCGUGCUGAUAUCGACACUGGUCAUUCCUUCAGACGAGAGAGAAUAUAAGUAUACUAUCGCGUUCCAUAAAUUGCUACUUGCAGUCGUUAUAUUUGGAUUCGCAAAUAUUGCAUUAACGCUUACCACCCGCCAUGAUGGUCAUAUUAUUGAUAUACUACUAUACAAAGUGGGCAUGUCAUAUCCAACGUUUUACUCACAAUUAUACAUGAUGGGUUCGUAUCAUCGACGUCCUAAUAAGCUUCGCAAAGAAUUCAACAGCUACUUCUUAGUGCAGCUUAUUGCUUUCGCAACAAUGGCCGUGUUGGUAUCACGCUUGAGAGUGUUAGCGCUUCCGCUAUUUUGUGUAUUCGCUGGAUAUUCCCUUCUUGUUCUGCGAAUGCCAAUAGUAAAACACUCGUCAGUUCCCCCGUCAAGCAUGCUAUAUAAGUGUUGCAGUCGUUUCCUUACCUUAUUGGUAGCCAUUAUGGCUCUGGGACCUUUUAUUUUGUCAGUCCCCAUCCAAGAAAUGCGUACGCCACCUUUUGGAGAGUUGUACAACACUGUGGAACUAAAGGAUCUCACUACUUGGGUGAAUCGUAACGUGGAACCAGGUACACCGAUUCUGUCGGAUAUGCCAACCUCGAGCGCCUUGCGUGCGGCUACCCACAGUCGUAUUGUUAUAAAUCCACAAUUCGAGUACACCCCUCUACGACGCAAAACAGAAUUUCUUUAUAUCCUGGGAGAUUGCAAUGACGCACGGUGGUUCGGUGAUAAAAUGCUUGAGUUAUAUGGUACAGAGCUGGUGAUAGUUCCACUGAAGUUUUGCACGAUACCAAACAUUGAAGAGAACAGUGAGGUACAUAAACUCUUGUCACUUAACCCUAUGGGUACUUGCGCACCAAAUACGCCGUAUUACCGUCGUUUGUGCAAUCGUUUAUGGGCUGGCGACCCAUACUAUGAGCUCUUAUUUUCUAAUGGACGUUACUUGGCAUUCCGAUACCGUCGUGAGGCCACUAUAUUAGGCGAACUGUCAUGGGAAGCGGUGCACGAGGUGGAUCACUAUAAGCCAUGGAUCGAAAAUCACGUUGUUCAAGAUAAGGAGUUGGGGCCGAGGCAAAUAGCAUUCACCGCUCGCGUCUUACGGCAUGCCUACCAGUCAAGUGUGGUAGAACCUCUUCUGUUCUUCGGUGCGGAGGUUUUUCCUGAUAAUGAACAGAUGUUGAGCCUUUGCGCCGAAAUCUUGGACUAUGAUUUAGCGUUGUAUAAAGAUGCCAAAGUAUACUACGACAAGGUGUAUAAGCUUAUGGGCUCGCGUUGUGAUACCCCUGAGGAUUUCGAAUUCUAUGGUACAUAUCUAAGCCACUUGGUGGACACCAAUAUUGGAGAGGACGCUGAAAUCUUGGACGUGAUUGAAACUAGCACCAAGUGUCUAUCGGUGCAUUACCCCCGUUCUUUCGCGGAUCUAUUAUGCCAACACGCUGUUGGCCUUUUGCGUGCUUUUACGAAGCGAUUCGACUCGAAGGUUCUAAGUAUUAAAACUGUAGCUGCGCGGUAUUUCCUCUUAUCACAGAGCCAGCAGAAGCUCCAAUCGCAAGACAGCUAUACCACAGGGUCCUUCUCAAUACAUGAAGAGCUGGCUGUAUCCAGCAAACCUCAAGAGAGUUCUCGCACCCUAGCGCUACGCUAUGGAGCCGAUGGACGGCCAGAAUUCGAUGCCGUUGCACGUCAAGGUGUGCGUGAUGGCAAAGUCGUCUAUUCGAAACCUGGAGACCAGCGUGAGAAGCACUUUAGCCAAGAAGCGUUGGCACGACCCUCAGACGAUAAUGUGAAUAAGAACCUAGAUCGUACUCGGGAGGCCCUUGACAUGGCUUUAACGCGUCGUAGACAGCAAAAUGCAGCGUCUUCGGGGGCUCGCAGCGAGCCGGAGAUAUUUCGUUACACUCCCAGCCAGCAGUCAUCACGAACAAUAAACCAACGCCUUAUUAAAAUGGUGGAGAAGGAAACAGAUCCUCUGGAACCUUCACGUUAUCGUAAUAAGAAGCUUCCUGCUGCUGCGCCAUCGCCGCCACCACCUUUACAGCAUUCACCGCCACGUAAACUGACUAAGGAGGACCAGUUGGCAUGGAAGAUCCCUCCUUGCAUUAGCAACUGGAAGAAUUCAAAGGGGUAUACAAUACCAAUAGACAAACGUGUACAGGCCGAUGGACGUAGGCUACAAGAGGUAUACGUUAAUGAGAAAUUUGCUGUAUUUGGUGAAAGCUUAUCACUUGCCGAACGCACGGCACGUGAAGAGGUCAGACUGCGUAAUGAGGCACAUCGCAUGGAAAAGCUUAAGGAAGCACAAGAGAAAGAGGAACAGCUUCGUGCACUUGCUGCCCGUGCCCGCGAAGAACGCUCUAGGUUGGAUCUUCACAGUGAACUCAAAACUGCUGAGUUUGAACGCAAACGCGAGAUUGAACGUGAAAUGCGUUUAGAACGGGCAGGAAAGAAAAUCAAAGCUGCUGCAGCACGUGAUAGGGAUAUUACAGAGCGUGUAGCACUGGGACAGCCAAUACCAAGCAAACUCUCCGAUGCCCAUGAUACAAGAUUACUGAACACGGCAGCCGGUAUCGAUUCAGGUUUCGACGCUGGUGAGGACGAGAACUACAAUGUUUAUGACAAACCAUUGUUUGCCGAUAGGAGUAUUGUUGGGAUAUAUCAACAUUCCAACGAACGCUUCCACCAGUCCCUGGGAGCUAACGAGGCGAGCCGUGUGCCCUCAUUUGCCAACGCUGCGCAGGUACAGCGUACCACACCAGUGGAAUUUGUAAAGGAGACUUCGGACCCCUUCGGUUUGGACACACUCCUGGACAAGGCCAAGAAAGAAACCUGA
Babesia sp. Xinjiang is the source of this 3378-nucleotide messenger RNA. Its product is annotated as SNW domain-containing protein 1. The transcript has 5 exons. Gene Ontology annotation, cellular component: membrane; spliceosomal complex. Lineage: Eukaryota; Apicomplexa; Aconoidasida; Piroplasmida; Babesiidae. Gene Ontology annotation, biological process: mRNA splicing, via spliceosome. The record is from RefSeq and is a predicted model, not a curated record. Bases 1 to 3378 code for a protein of 1125 amino acids.